Plasmodium reichenowi is the source of this 4323-nucleotide messenger RNA. RefSeq lists its product as hypothetical. NCBI's taxonomy places the organism in Eukaryota, Apicomplexa, Aconoidasida, Haemosporida, Plasmodiidae. Bases 1 to 4323 code for a protein of 1440 amino acids. The record is from RefSeq and is a predicted model, not a curated record. The transcript has a single exon.
AUGGAAUUCCUGAGCAAUAUAUAUGAUAAGGUGUUAUCUGGUUAUAUAUUUACUGAUGUAUUUAUAUAUAAAGAUUGGCCAGAGAAAUUUUUAGGGAAGAAUAUAAAUAGUAAGAAUGAUGGGAAUAAUACAAAUGAGAACCAAGAAAAUAUAAAAGAACACCUAGAAGAAGUGUUAGGUACUUUUAUGAAGAAUGGAAAAAUAUCGGAUUCUCUGUGGAUUAAGGAUAAAAUAUUUAUAGGAGAUGAAGGUAUUUAUAUAUUAGGUGAAAUUUUAACUAUUUGUCAAAUAGUUGAAUUUGUAGAUUCUGAAGAUAUAGAAAAUGUAAAAUCAAAUGAACAAUUUAAGCAACAAAUUAUUGAAAAGAUGAAAAGAAAAAUUAUUAAAAAGAGAAAUAGUGAUAUGAUUGAGCAGAGGAUAAAUUCUAAUAUUGUUAUAUGUAAUAGUAACACUUCUGACGUCCAACAGGAUCAUGAUAAAAAUCAAGAUAAUAUAAAUAAUUGUAAUGAUAAAAAUAAUGAUGAUAAUAUAAAUAAUUAUAAUGAUAAAAAUAACGGUGAUAAUAUAAAUAAUUGUAAUGAUAAAAAUAACUGUGAUAAUAAGAGUACUUAUUAUAAUAAAAAUUUUCGUGACAAUAAUUAUAAUAAUAAUGAUGAUAGUUUUUAUAAUUAUGAUACACAUGAAGAUAAUGUAUCAAACCCAUCAAUAUAUAAAGAUAAUAUUAAAUCAAAGAAUAAAGACGUCGUAUCUAAUUUUGUAGAAAUGUUAUGUGAAGGAAAAAUGAAUAAAUAUGGUUUUUGUGAAUAUGAUCAAAAUUUUAAUGAUAGAUAUCAUUUAAAUGAUAGUAACGCUGAUGGGAAAUCUACUUAUCCAUUAGAAAAAUGUAUUUUACCCUUUGCUGAAGAUUAUUGUUUUAAGUAUGUAUGCUUAUUAUUAAAUAAUGGUGGAAAAAGAGAAGUACGUAUUUUACGUUUUAAUAAAGAUAAUAUUAAUACAAAUAAAUUAUUAGAUACAUUAAAAGGAACUGUUACCUUCUUAAAUGAAUUAAGAUAUUUGUUUAAAUCUUUUAGAUCUCAAGUGGUUUUAAAAAAUAGAAUCAAUAAAGAAUUCUGCGCAUAUAUUAAAUUCCAUAGAGGAGACCCCAACUUUAGUGGUAGUAAAGCUGUCAAUGAAUUUUUUAAUUCUUUGAACGAUAAAGCUGUUAAUUCUUUAUUUUUUGGUUUAAAUGAAGAAUAUUUAAAUUUAUUAGAAGAAGCUAUAUCUUAUUGUCCUAUAGCUACUUAUGCAUUUUAUAAGAAUAUCAAAUUGCUUGAAAAAUUAAAUGUGAAUACAACAAGACGUACAUGGAAGUGUGUAUGUGGCUUACAAAAGUUAUAUAAAAAUUUAAAAAGAGCAAAAAAUAAAUUUGCUGUCGAACAACAAAAGGAAGUUUCCAAUGCAUCAUUUCAUAAUAUGUCUUCUAUAUAUAAAAACAAUGUAAUCAAAAACCAAGGUACCUUUCCCUCAGGUAAUGAAAAAUCAACAGACAUGCAUACUCAUUCUGUUGACAAAAGUAAUUAUAUAUCCCUUUAUAAGGAUAUAUCAAUAAAUAACAUGGAAAAAAAAAUUCCUAUAAAUAAUACUAGUAGUAAUAUUAACUCUUUUUAUAGUGUUAAUAAGAGUAAUAAUAGUACACCUGCUGGUGUAAUCAAAGUAAAAAAUAGUAAUAAUGUUAACAAUUCUAAUAAUACAGGCAAUAGUCAGAAUUUAUUUUCUGAUGACGAACAUAAUUAUAAUAGUACAUAUAUAAAUAAUAAUAAAAAUAAUAUUAAUUCAUUUGAAUUAUCAUGUAAUGAUGAUAAAAUAUCUAAAAGUCAAGAUAUUCAUAUAUUAAAUGAUACAUAUUUAUAUGUUACCUCAGAUGAAGAAGGUUUUGAACAAGGACGAAAGAACAUGAAUAAUACAAACGAAAACAAAAGUCAUAAUAAUAAUAAUAAUAAUAAUAAUAAUAAUAAUAAUAAUUAUAGUGCUAAUAAACAGUUCUGUUCUAGUAAUAGAACUAUCGAUGAUAAUAAUAAAACCCUAAUUGAUGAACAACAUAAUACAUUAUUUUUUCAUGAUGAUCAUUGCCAUAAUGACAAUGAUAAUGAUGAUGAUGAUGAUAAUUAUAAAACUAUGGAUGGAUAUGAAGAGAAGUAUAUAAACGAGAAUGUAAUUGUAAGAGAAAAUUCUGUAGAUGAUUUAAGAGUACAUAUGGUAAAAUUAUUUAAAACUUAUGGUGGUCAAUGUCGUAUUGGGAAAGUAAAAGGUAGAUGUGAAGAUGCAACCUUUCAAACAGAUGUACCUCCAGCUUUUGGUAUUUUUGAUGGUGUAGGAUCAUGGAGUUUAGAAGGUAUUGAUGCAUCUAAAUUUUCUAUUGGAUUAUCAUUAGCAUGUCAAAGAGAAGCAGAAAAAUUAUCUAAAAAUUUAAAUGGAUAUGCAAAAGUAUCAUAUAAUACUAUAACAAGAUCUAAGUUAUUAUUAAAAAAUUCUCUUGAAAGUGUAAAAAAAGAAUAUGCUGAUGCAUAUGGUAGCUCAACAGCUAUUGUUGGUAUAUUAGAUGAAUAUACUGGAAAAUGUGGUAUCUCAUCUUUAGGUGAUAGUGUUUGUAUGAUAUUAAGAAGAGAAUUUUUACCUGGUGAUAUUAAUUUUGAAAGAGAAUCGUAUCCCAAAUUUGCUGCAGAAUCUUUUCUUUAUUAUAAUGUGAAAGGAAGAAAUCCAUCUAUAAUUAGAAAAAUUAUAUGGAAAACUACAGAUCAGAAAUGGGAAAAUGGUGCUCCUUAUCAAUUAUCAAAUUUACCUGAUAGAAGUCAAUGGAAAGAUUUAGAAAAUAGAGGAUUACAUAGUUUUGUUAAAAUAUUAGAAAAAGUAGAUAUUGAUGGAGAUUCACCUGAUAUGGCAUUAACACCUCCUUCCGAAAUUUUAUGUAUGCCUGGUGAUUUAAUAUUAUUAAUGAGUGAUGGUGUAAGUGAUAAUUUAUUUGAUGAAGAAAUUGAAGCCUAUUGUACUUUUGCAAUAAGCCCAGAAGAAGCUUGUGAGUUUGGUGAACCAGCACUUUAUACACCUGCACAGGAUAUAGCAUAUUCCAUCACUAAUAUUGCCAAACGAAGAAGUGGCGACAAACUACAUUGUAGACCAUUUUUCCCAUUUGUUGGAAAACAAAAAGACCCUAAUCAUAUAUAUAAAGGAAAUAAAGUUGAUGAUAUAUCUUGUGUAGCUAUUUGGGUAGUAUGUGAAAAUGAAGAAAGUGUUAAACAUAUAGCUAGAUAUCCUAAUGAACCAUCUAUAUUAAAAACUGAUAAAUUCUAUACAAAUAAUUAUUUUCAAAAUUUUAAUAAAAUUACAGAUAUAUGUACACCAACCAAAACAUAUAUUAAAGAGAAAAAUAAAAUUGAUCGUGUUAAUCUUCAACAAGUUAAUGUCCAUUCACAAAGAAGAUUAAUGCAACAACCAGGAUAUGAUCCUCAAAAUUCUAGUGUUAAUAAUUUGGAAACGCACUUCUCUAUGAAUUUUUUUGAUUCAUCAGAGACACCAAUUAAAUUUAAUACCUUAGAUGAAGGUAAAUAUCAAGAUUUGAGUGACAUUGUUUUGAAAGAUGUUGAUGAUGAAGAAAAUGAUGAUCAUCAAGAACAAGACGAACAAAAUAAAGAAUAUCAUCAUGAUGAAGACUUGUAUCAAUAUGACGAAAAAACACAAAAUAAUAAAAAUUUUAAAAAUGAUAUGGGAUAUGAUAAUAUGAAAAAUUCACCAAAAAAAUCAAAUCAAUUAGAUAUGAGUAAUAUGGAUUCAAUGAAAACACCCAAUAGUAAAAAUUCAAAACAUACAUUUAAAGAUAAAGUUUUUGAUACCUAUAAUUUCGAUUCAACCCCCAGACAAAGGGUUUCUGAUGAACAUUUAAAUGAACAUAUAGAAAAAAUUAAUAAUAUGUAUAUAAAAACACCCAUAUUAUAUAUAGAUGAAGAGUUCAAAGAUAAUAAAGAUGAUAAUGUCAAAAAAAAUAAAAAUAAUAAAUCAAAAUUUAAUAAAAAAGAGGAAGCAAAUAUACUAGGUGUACAUAAUGAAACUCCUGUAAAACAAAUGAACACAAACAAAAAUAAAACACCUACAAAUAUUAUUAGUCAAAAGAAUAUUAUCAAUAAAUUUAUUAAUAAUGAAACACCUAUAAAAUCAUUUAAUAAUAAAGAAACUUCAUUAAAAGUAGAUAAAAAAAUUACAAAAAGUAAAAGAAAAUCUAUAUUCCCUUCAGACAAAAAAGAUUCACCUACCAAAUUAGGUUAUACAAGAAAACGUAGUAAAAAGUCGUAA